Drosophila guanche is the source of this 1569-nucleotide messenger RNA. RefSeq lists its product as uncharacterized. The record is from RefSeq and is a predicted model, not a curated record. Gene Ontology annotation, molecular function: ligand-gated sodium channel activity. Lineage: Eukaryota; Metazoa; Arthropoda; Insecta; Diptera; Drosophilidae. Bases 37 to 1494 code for a protein of 485 amino acids. Gene Ontology annotation, cellular component: membrane. Gene Ontology annotation, biological process: sodium ion transmembrane transport. The transcript is spliced from 10 exons.
AUUGACAUCACAUAUGCUGACAUAGGUUCCAAGAAAAUGACACGAAAGCCCUACAGUUAUUGGAGUUGGCCGAAAGCAAUAGUAGAUUAUAUUAAUUUAUACUUUUGCCAGUGCUGCAUACAUGGAUUCAAAUACGUUGUCAAAAAAAUGUUUACUUUUCUGGAGCGAUUCCUUUGGCUUAUUUUGUUGGGUGUGUCUAUAUAUUUUUGUAUUGUGGUUUGCCUAUCUUCUAUCGACCGUUACUACACCAAGAGUACACAUAUCGGACUGGAACGAAACUACCACUUUUGGAAUACUACGAUACCAAGUUUAACAGUAUGCCCAAUGCAACGAAUUAAUGAAAGUUUAUUCAGUCACUACUGCCGGAAGAAUGGCAUCAAAGGACAAAACAAAGACGAGUUUUGGGAAUUUGUUGAAAAUUUGGCAAAUUCCACCUACAAAAAUUUUCAAAACAUUCCGGAAAGCGAGAAUAUAGAUAAAUUACUUAAUAUUCUCGAUAUUAAACCAGCUUUAUAUAUGGAGUUAAUUUAUAAUCUUACCUAUGAUAGCUCUUACGAGCCCGUGGAAAAGCAACGUACCCGUAGUAUCGAUGGACAGAUUAAUAUUCAUGUACGCCAAGUUCUCACGGAGUACGGCUUGUGCUACUUAGGUAACUCUAAGCUGGGGGAAGAGUACAGCUCGCGGUACUUGAUAUUUGGAGUUUAUCCUGAAGUUAACAAAUAUGAACAGACCCGACGAUUACUAAAGGCUCAGAUUGGGUCGUUUUUUGAAAAGGACGUUGGCUUCACCUUAUUGGGCUUUAGCAGCGAAGCUAUAGAUAGCUAUAUACAUUCAGCAUUUGAGGUAAUGAAGGUGGAUAAUAAUUUUGGUUACACUGAAGAAGGAGUUGUCUACGAUCCCGAAAGCGAAGAGAUAAUUGCAGAGGAAAACCUUGAGAAAGAAGCUACCAUUAGACAAAGAAAAUGUCGUUUCUAUCACGAGUCAAAUCUGACCCAUUUUCCAUUCUAUACUAGAAAUAUUUGUCAGCAAGAAUGUCGAAUUAAUCUUGCUUACAAAAUUUGUAAAUGUAUUCCUCACUUUUAUCCAAACCGCAUUGCAAAACCUAAGCCAGUUUGCGAUUAUAAAAUUCUUAAAUCGUGUUUCCCCAGACAUGCAAAUUUUUUUCUUAAAUUGUACGAAGAAAAUGAUUCCCAUGAAAAGCCGGCGACAUGCCACUGUGAACAGAACUGCCUUGAUGCAGUAGUAACAACAAAAAGUGCUUUACCAAUGAUAGGCUCGAAACAACUACUCGGAAGUAUAGGAAGUGCCAUUUCUAUGAAAACUUGGCCGCAGAACCGGCUUAAGCGACAAGUUAUAUUUUCUUUUACCGAUCUCUUGGUUUCCAUUGGAAGUACUGCAGGAUUGUUUCUCGGAUUUAGUGUUUUGGGUUUAGCAGAGCUUGUUUAUUUUUUUACAAUCCGAUCAGUUUUUCAAAUGCUUGGUUAUAAAAUAUAAUAGCCUCCUUCAAAUAAAUGUGUAACAAAAAAUCAAGGUGCUAUCAUUUUAUCAUGAGGUUCCUCAUGGAGAUGG